Molecule: messenger RNA, 2599 nt
Organism: Branchiostoma floridae (Florida lancelet)
Lineage: Eukaryota; Metazoa; Chordata; Leptocardii; Amphioxiformes; Branchiostomatidae
Product: protein PTHB1-like
Biological process (GO): cilium assembly
Cellular component (GO): BBSome; membrane
Source: RefSeq, a predicted model, not a curated record
ACUUGUGCGCCUGCGCUUCAAAGAAAUUUUUCCAGCGGGAAGGAAACUCUGCAUCGGAAAACAGGUGUUUUUGUCGAAUAUCCAUUUUGAAGAAGUUCUGAUCUGCGAUCUUUAACAACUGUUCAAAGGCAGACCCAGGGAUCUUUCUGAAGCCCGAAUUAUGCUGUGAUUGUUGGACGCACUGUGCAGUUAAAGCAGCCUGUUCCUGACUGUGUCGCCUGAUACCGUUGAGGGAGCGUCAUGUCGCUGUUUAAGACACGAGACUGGUGGUCGGCACAAUGUCAGGAGGAGACGUUCGACCAGGGCUGUCUGUGUGUCGCCAAUAUCGACAACAGUACCACUGGCCACGACAAGGUUUUGAUUGGCAGUUAUGCGGGCGUGCUGCGGGCGUACCUGCCACGCCCCGGGAAGGGGGAGGGGUUCAAGCCGGAGGACCUGCUGAUGGAGGUGCAGCUGAACAGUCCCAUCCUGCAACUGGAGGCAGGCAGAUUCGUCUCAGGCACAGAGGCUCUCCACUUGGCUGUGUUGCAUCCCAGAAAAGUGGCAGUGUACGGGAUAUCACUUGUGUCAGGUGCAGUUGAACACGGCAGCCACCACCAGCUGAACAUGAUGUAUGAACACAACCUACAGAGAACGGCCUGCAACAUGGCGUACGGACCGUUUGGUGGGGUCAAAGGAAAGGAUUUCCUCUGUAUCCAGUCUAUGGACGGCACGCUGUCCAUUUUUGAGCAGGAGAGUUUCGCGUUCAGUCGUUUCCUGCCGGGGUUUCUCCUGCCGGGACCGCUGAAGUACAUCACGAGAACGGACUCCUUCGUAACGGUGUCCGCACUGCGACAAGUGGAGAGUUAUAAGUACCAAGUCCUUGCUGUUGCCACAGACUCCAGCUCAAAAGAAGAAUCACAGAAGAUCAGUUCUGGAAAAAGAGUCACUAUUGACUGGUCUCUGAACAUCGGUGAACAGGCCGUGGAUAUCACGUUUGUCAGUUUCCCCCAGGCCCCUCCGUCCAUACUAGUACUGGGAGAACACAGUCUGUUCUGUGUGAAGGAGACAGGACAGCUGAGAUUCAUGAAGAAACUGGAGUACAACCCUUCUGCAUUCCUACCUUUUGCUGCUACCCAAGACGGAAUGAUCAACACGAUCAUCUGUACACACACCAACCAGCUACUGGUGUAUGGUGACGUCACGCUGAAGUGGGCGGCUCAGCUGCAGCACGUGCCCUUAGCGGUCAAGGUCGCGACAUUUCCUGAGCUGAAAGGCGUAAUAGCGACGUUAAGCGAGGACGGCCACCUGAACUGUUCGUACCUGGGUACGGACCCCGCCAUGUUCAUUGCUCCCGCGCCCGAGUCACGUGACAUCAACUACGACGAACAGGACGAGGAAAUGGAGGAGAUGAAGAAGAGGAUUGCUCAGGCCUCGCAGAAAGGAGAUAUCCUUCCACAAAAGAAGAGUGAGGAUGAGUUGACAAUCACAGCCUCUGUGCAGCCCUCCCUCGACCCUAUGUCGUCCUCCUGUUGUUCCUGUGUCAUUUUACCUACAAGGAACCUACCCACCCGCUUCUCUCACAGGAGAGGUGUCAGCCUCCUACAACAUUCCUACAGGCGCACCGCGUACAGUACAAGCCACGGUAUCGUUCCCAUUGUCGCUGGUGUGUCGGCCGUGCGUACCUGUCAAGAACGCCGUCUGCAAGGUUACCAUAGAUACCAACAAGCCACCCGUCAAUCUGAAUGAACUCUUUCCAGACCUAUCCGGUGACUAUGAGGGCAGCAGUGGGUAUGCGCUGGGGUUUGAGCUGAUCGGAGGUCCUGUCAUCACUGUACUGGCAUCUAAGACUUCUCAGAAGUAUCGUGUGCAGUGUGACCAGUUCGAUGCGUUAUGGUUGGUAGUUAAGGAGCUGGUUGAUCGGUUAACCAGACACCACAAGCGGCGAGGCUCCGGCGACUUCAGAUGUUCCUUUGUGGGAGGGCUGCCUCUACAGGAGUACUUUCAAAUCAUUGAUUCACAUUUUGAGCUGCGUUCUCAGACAGAACAUCUGAAGAAAGUCCUGCAGCAGAGAGCCUCCCAGUUCCGCUCCAUACAGAGAAGACUGCUCACCAGAUUCAAGGACAAGACACCAGCUCCCCUGCAGAACCUCGAUGCACUGCUAGAGGGCACUUUUAGACAGAUCCUGGCUGUUGGCGAGGCUUGUGAGGAGAACACGAGGUCGUUACGGCGGGCGGGAAACGCGGUGAGCGCUGCCACGCGCCUGAUGAACAUGCUGAUCCGCCUGAGCUUCGGGAUGGCGGACCGAGAGUUUGCCGUGCUGGAGGCAUCGCUGACUCCGCAAGUGGAUGAUGAUGGGGAGAUUGGCUGGGAAGAAAUCGUUGAUGCGGCCAUCACUCAUCUCCUACGGACUUGUCUCGCCAAGAGUACCAAAGACUCCGUCACCAACCCUCCCGCCCUGGGGAUCGCAAAGGACACUGGGAAACUGAAGAAGCACCUUUCGCUCUUGGUGGACCGACUGAGCAAGGGUGGCAGUCUGGCCAUGGAGGGGGUACCAGGUCUGGAUGUCAAAGGUCAGGGGUCAAAGUUGAAGUUUUAUGCAUGAAAUAGAUUGUGGUAG